CUCCUCCUCGUCUUCUCAGGCCUCUGAGCGUAACAGCAACGCCGCGCCGCGGCUCUGAUCAGGAAGUGAAUUUGGAGAAAAUAGGCGACAGUGGAGGUAGGAUGACAUAGAGAGAAGAGCUGGGAAAGAAGAAGCGAUCCAAGCCUGAUUCUGGACGUGCUUGCAGCGGAGUCUUCUGGAUCAGAACCUCCCGGAGCCACACAACUAAAAAAAAAAAAUGCUGAUAAAGGAAUAUCGAGUGAUUCUACCCAUCUCUGUGGAAGAAUACCAGGUUGGCCAACUGUACUCAGUGGCUGAAGCCAGCAAGAAUGAGACGGGUGGAGGUGAAGGAGUGGAGGUGCUAAAAAAUGAGCCCUAUGAGAAAGAAGGGGAGAAGGGGCAGUACACACACAAAAUCUACCAUUUGCAAAGUAAAGUGCCGUCCUUUGUCAGAAUGUUGGCUCCUUCUUCGGCUCUCAACAUUCACGAGAAGGCCUGGAACGCGUAUCCAUACUGUCGCACAGUUAUCACAAACGAGUACAUGAAAGAUAACUUCCUGAUCAAGAUCGAGACAUGGCACAAACCUGACAUGGGUCACCAGGAAAACGUACACGGUUUGGAUGCGGAAACCUGGAAGAAGGUGGAUGUAGUCUAUAUUGACAUCGCCGACAGAAGUCAAGUAGAGCCAAAGGACUACAAACCAGAAGAGGAUCCCUGCAAGUUUAAGUCAACAAAGACAGCCCGAGGGCCUCUUGGACCAGACUGGAAGAAGGAGCUUCCCAACAAGAAAGACUGCCCUCACAUGUGUGCCUACAAACUGGUCACUGUCAAAUUCAAGUGGUGGGGCCUGCAAAAUAAAGUAGAGAACUUCAUUCAAAAGCAAGAGAAGCGCUUGUUCACUAAUUUUCACCGUCAGCUGUUCUGCUGGAUCGACAAGUGGAUCGAACUGAACAUGGAAGACAUCCGCCGCAUGGAGGAGGAGACACGCAAGGAGCUGGACGAGAUGAGGGUAAAAGACCCAGUGAAAGGGAUGGUGGCUUUAGAGGACUGAGCUUGUGUUGGACCGUGAACGCUGCUGCAGAUCCGACCAGAAUACCCAGACACCAGCGGAUUCACAUCCUCCUUUAUCUCAACUGUCUCAACAUCUGACUGGCUGCUCCAAAACCCACCUCCAGCUGUAGAAUCUGGUAUUCGAGGAUCUGGACCCAACACCCUCCCAGUAUUCAGCAGAUCUCUUCCACUUCCAUCCUUCCAUCCUUAAGGCCCAUCUGUUCUUUACUUGAUUUGUGUCCAAAUGUAUACUCUGAUGCCUUCGGCAUAGAUCUUGUCAGUUGUUCCUCUUCUUCUCUCUCUGCUUAUCCUGAACUACAGAGAAUAGUAUAAUUUAUCUACUUGAGAUAUACAAACAGUGUAUAUAAAUAUAUAGUUUAAGAGGGGAGGGGAAUUGUAUGCACACACACACAGAUACACAAAGCAAUUUUUAAAUCACGUUCUAUAGGUUUAUUUGUAUGUUUCUUCUCAUUUCCUCUUUUUUGUCCAGAUUUUGUUAUUCUUUUGUGUGAGUGUGUGUCUGUGUGUGCUCGUAGUACGCAGGAUUUGAGUUUUGCUUUUCAAAAUCAAUUCCCGAGCUUAGAAACUGCUCGACGCUUCUGUUCUGACCGAGCAGAAAGGAAAUCCUCUCCUCUCCCCGGAACUGCUUUCACAUGCUGCGGCGUUUGUUAACCUUUUUCUGCUGCUCCAUGAGUCCGUGUGCCUGUGCACGCUUAUGUUAGUGUGUUGGUGUGCUUGUGUGUUUGUUUCUGUGGCGUUGUAAGGUUUUUGCAGCCAUUUAAAAACAAAAAAAGAGAAAAACAACUCAUCCGUUUUAGCUCCUCAGUAAUGAUUUCACUGCUUCUUGAACAGGCAGUGACGGAAAAUGUGGAAAUGCAACACGAACGUGCGGCGACGACAAAAAGCGCCAUGAACCUGUGAAAUCUUUGGCAUUGAAAUCCCUCGUCCUGUUGCCUGUUAGGUAAUCUCCAGUGGAUAAAUGGUCUUAUCCAGCAAUAGCAAUAACUGUCAUGACAUGAUGGUCUCUUUUUCAUGGUGAUUUUAUCAGACUCUUCUGUUCUGUGAGCUCAGUAUUAGCAAAGCAGAGGUCUAGCUGAAGAGCAGCUACGCUGUGGAGGAACAACUUUUUUAAAGCGCUGGUUUGAUCUCAUACGUCUUUACAUGAGGUGAUUUUUCUUUCUUCGAUCUGAAGCAUUAGUGUGUUGUGUUUUUUGUUGAGUGUGAAUGAAUGUAUCUGAGUUACACACAAUAGUGCAUCUUUGAGGAGAGAUGGUGCUAAGCCGGGUUAAAAAAAACAAAAACAAAAAAAAGGAACACUAGACAUUUUCCGCUCCUUCUCCUUCAUGUCGUCUCGGCCUCUUUUGUUUUCAGUUAUUCUACUUUACGAAACCCUUAAAUGUUAUUUUAAAAAUCCAAUCACGCAUUGAUUCAUGGCCUUCGGUUCCCAUAGUUCCUGCAUUGACAGCCCUAAAGAUGAUCAUAUUUCCCCAAUUAAUUGAUAUAAAUUCAGAUUUUGCCUGUAAAUAAUAUUAAAUUAAAAACAUCUAUUUAUUUUUAUUUGUAGAAAUACACUUAUAUAUAUGUAAAAAUUUAUUUUUGAAAAGGAUAAUCCUGCACAAGUAUUUGGAGUCAGAUUGAAUGUUAGCCUUUAAAAAAAAAAAGAAAGAAUCGGUUCCGAUUGAGCGCUUCUUUUCUGGCAUUAUUAGACAUCGAAGAGCUCAAACUCUGAAAAUUUAAGGCGGCAUUAGAGGUACUGUAUUUUCUGCACUAUAGGGCGCAUUAUAAGACAAACUAUAAGACACACUGUCAAUGAAUUGUCUAUUUUUAAAACGAUGUCAUAUAUAUGGCACACUGACCCAUUCACAGUAACUCUAAACCUUAUUUGGGAAACAUUACAUUUUAGCCAUGUUAGCAUCCCUAAAAGCGUUUCCCAUAACUCCCAAACAAGUUUGCAAGAUGUAAAGAAAGCUGAUACCACUUAAACAAACUUUACCGGGACUAUGCUAACUCAAAAAAACACAGUCCGACACCGCUACACGUUAGCAUCGUUUGCGUUUUUACAAUAGCUCCCAACCUUGUUUCCAAGACGUAAAAAAACAGACAGACAAAGAUAAAACAAAAGUUACUGUGACUAUGCCAACUUCUGACCUUGUUAGUAAAGCAUUGAAAAGACAGUCGCACACCGCUACAUGUUAGCCAUGUUAGCCUAUUUAUAGGUACCGCAAAAGGUGUCAACGCACAUGCCGUUUGUGCAUGUUCACUUCAAGAACUAGGUUUCUGCAUUGGAAAAUUUACAGUGGACUUAGCGAACAUUUGUGAGCCCACGGCAGCUUUCUCAUGUCUUUGGUUGGAUAUCACAGCUUCGUUAAAGGUACAAGAUUUGAUUUGAUUUGAUUUGAAAUGAUUUAUUGUAAGCACUCAAAUGAAAAAUAAUGCACAAAACAGUACAAGCAGCAGUUAUCCAUUCAUACAAAGACGUAUCAAACUUAGGAUAAUUAGACAUUAGGUCCCCCAAAACCACUCCAUAAAAACAUUGAGGAAACUUGAUGAAACGUUUGUCGUUGCAGACCCGAGUCCUACACGUCACAUCGUGACGAACAAUGUUAUUGAGCACGGUAAGAAGUGGUCACAGGUUCAAGCCCUUAAUCGAGAAUAGUAAACUGCACUGGGCAGACUCAAAACAUGUAAUAACAGAAAUUUAACUAUCUUCUAAAAAAUAAUACAAAUUGAAUAAAAUCUUGUGACAAAAUGAUGGUGUUUAGAGCACAGAUAGAGACGAUGUGGCAUUGAAAAUGACAAAAAUAACCUUCAUGUAUCUCAGGUUUUCCCAUUGAUUUCUAUCCGUUAAAGAAAGGCAAUCAGCAAGAUAUAAAAUAAUAAUAACUUUCUUAAUUUUAGGGCUGUUUUAUUUAUCUCUGUUCUGACUUGAAAGCUUUAUCAUUUUUGGUCACCAACUUUUAUCUCUGGUGGCUUGUGGUCCCUACUAUUUACAAAAACCUUUACCUCCAAACUACGUUUGCAAGACAUUAAAAAAACAGACUGGUGACUGACUCCUAAACCUGUUAGUAACGCAUAAAAAAAAGCACGAUUAAAAUAAUGCUGAAACUCUUGAAAUAACAGACUGACAUUUCGACAGAGCGGUAGGUACCUCUGCAAAUCGCUUCAACAUCAUUAAACACAACCAAAAUUAACCCAUACGUUAGGCGCUAUGGAUCAUGAAACACGCUGCACAAAAAGAUGGGACUUUUGAGAAUGCCUCAUAAUGCGGAAAAUAUGGUCGGUUUGGAAAGAUUCAUGACUAACUUCUCAUGGACUUCAGAACUUUCCUAAUAUUUCAAUGAGGUUUGUUCCUUCGAGAGAGGAACAGAGGUUAUUUAUUUAUUUAUUUUUGCACAGUUUGACACCUGGUAGAAGAUGAUAAUGCUAAAAAUACAUUUUUUUAACAUUUAUGAUGCAUCUUUAUAAUUAUUUCCCCCGAACAAAACCCAUUUUCUGUUGGAAAACACAGCUGACCCUAAAAGUUCAACCCCCUCCAUCUCUUCUCCAUCAACCAUCUUGCUCCGUGUCUGUGAGGCUACCAAUCAAACCAUGAAGAUCUGUGGAUGUACUGACCUUGUAAAUAAGAAAUCAAUUAAUGUAGAUGAACACACAUAUAUAGAUGAAACUGUCCUGUCAAACGUGCACAAAGCCCUCCUUGACCGACGUGACGCCCAGAGGUGAAAAUGUCUAGUAUGUGAAGACAUUUCAAAGAUUCCAAUCAUUAGUUAAAAAGGAGACUGAAGAAGACUACUUCUUCACGAGACGUCCCUUUGGCAGGACAGUGUGUGAAUAUAUUUUUGUUCUGAAUGUUGUAUCUCUGUUGUCAGUCUCUGAGCGACACUUGCUUCUCUCACUGAAAACAUGGAAUGGCGGGCUUAUUAACCUUUGGGGUGAGCACACAGCGAAGCUUCAAAGCAUUCGGGAUUUACCCUCCUUUCGACUGGAAACCUCUAUCAAAUGUAUGAAGCUGCUGGACUUUUUAAGCUUCACGGAGGGGGAACAAUAAUGUUCAAAUGUGGUUGGUUUUUUAUCCGUUUUAGGAGCCUGAACAUGCGAGAGAACACGUUUUGCCAGAGACAGUCUCAUAAAAAUCUGUUGAUAGAUUUCUGUAAUUUCUAAUCAGAGUAUAAGGAAACCAAAUAUUUCCAUAUCCCCCCAUAUGUUUUUAAAUCUUCCUCACUCCUGUUAUCUGGUCUCCCAUUUUCUUUAUUUUAUUGUGAAUUUGUGCCUUUUGGUCAUCUUCUCUUAUAACACUUCUGUAAAUUGGAGAUGUAAAGAAACAAUAAAACGGAAUAAAGCAACUGAA
This is a messenger RNA of Oryzias latipes (Japanese medaka), 5374 nucleotides long. RefSeq names its product phosphatidylinositol transfer protein, alpha b (gene pitpnab). Gene Ontology annotation, cellular component: cytoplasm. Gene Ontology annotation, biological process: phospholipid transport. Gene Ontology annotation, molecular function: phosphatidylinositol transfer activity; phosphatidylinositol binding; phosphatidylcholine intramembrane carrier activity. Lineage: Eukaryota; Metazoa; Chordata; Actinopteri; Beloniformes; Adrianichthyidae. The record is from RefSeq and is a predicted model, not a curated record.